Stylophora pistillata is the source of this 1697-nucleotide messenger RNA. RefSeq names its product UDP-galactose transporter senju. Lineage: Eukaryota; Metazoa; Cnidaria; Anthozoa; Scleractinia; Pocilloporidae. Gene Ontology annotation, molecular function: pyrimidine nucleotide-sugar transmembrane transporter activity. Gene Ontology annotation, cellular component: Golgi membrane. The record is from RefSeq and is a predicted model, not a curated record. Gene Ontology annotation, biological process: pyrimidine nucleotide-sugar transmembrane transport.
CAAACAACAGGCGAUGGCUUCGGCAACGGAGCAGAGCGCAACAAAAACGAUGCCGUCUUCUCGAGGAAUUGGAUCUAUUUCAGACCUUAAAAACCUCUUUCCUACAAAAACACACUUUUUGAUUUUCGUAGGGUAUAUGGCCCUAUUUAUAAGCCAAGGUAUCCUUGUGACUGCAACGAAAGACAAAAAUAACCAGUAUUCUUACAACACUGUCACCGUGGUUCUACUUGCGGAGUUCGUCAAACUCAUCAUCGCCGUCGGACUUCAACUUCAAACGUCCACCUUCGGAGAGUUCUUGCAGCAUGUCCGAUCUAAUGUCAAAGUAUUGGUACUCUAUGUCGUACCCUCUUUCAUGUACUGCCUCUAUAACAACUUGGCUUUUGUGAAUUUGGCAAACUAUGACCCAACGACAUACUUCCUCCUGCUGCAGUUUAGAGUUGUUGUAACUGGAGUUAUUUUUCAGAUAUUGUUUAGUAAGAAGCUGAGUGGGCUUCAGUGGGUAUCUUUGCUGUUAUUGACUUCUGGUUGUAUUGUCAAGCAGAUCAAAUAUGAAGAUCUCACAGCAGGAAGCAGUUCUUUCUCCAUACAAUUUGACAUUCAUCUUCUGUUAAUUCUUGUUCAAGUGUUUUGUUCCUGUUUUGCUGGUGUUUAUAAUGAGUAUUUGUUGAAGGGUAAAGGUGGUGAUGUGCCAUUUAUGGUUCAGAAUUUUUUCAUGUAUUUAGACUCAGUAUUGUGUAAUUUUGCCGUUCUUUGGUACAAUGGCACUUUGUCUGAAGCAUUUACUGCAGAAAGCUUAUCAUCCAUUGCCAGGGGUAAAGUUUUGGCCAUUAUUUUCAAUAAUGCUGGCAUUGGCAUAACCACAGCAUUGUUCCUGAAGCAACUGAAUUCUAUUCUUAAGACUUUUGCCAGUGCACUAGAAAUCAUGUUCACUGCUUUAUUAUGCUGGAUUAUUUUUGGAAUUCCAGUUGAUAUUUUCACAUUUGUUGCCAUAGCUAUUGUCUCUUAUGCAGUAAUUCUUUAUGCUCAUAAUCCUGUAGAUAAUACACCUAAGUCUACAGAUGGCAAUCAGAAAUCAAACACUAGUGUUUAGAAGCUAAUUCAUUUUUAAGAUCACACACACUUAUGAGAGGAAGGUACCCAAAGAAACAAGUUUUUUCAGGGGGUCUUAGACACCACGACAGUGUGUUACAGGACUGGUGAACCAGCUGAACCAGCUGAACUUGAACCGAAAAAGUGAGGGAAAUGUUUAAGAAAAUAAAUUCAAGGUAGAAGAACUUUAAGCCAGAGAUGACAGUUAGGUUUCUCCCAAGUUUCGAAGUGAACAGAUGAUGCUUAACCCUUUGAACCCUAAGAAUGACCAGCAUCUCAUUUCUCCUUACAAUAUCACCCCUGAAUCACACAUGUAGGUCACGAGAAUAAAGCAAAUGAUCACCAACUAAAGAAGCACUUGAUUGUCAAAGAAAUUCUCCUUUUCAGCUCCCUAGGAAAUGUAUGGAAAAUAGUAUGGAGAAUAUGCUUACUGCUGUUGAGGGUGUAAAGGGUAAAAGGAAGACUGGUUAGAAUUUAGUGUAUCAGAUUUAAUGUAAAGUGUUCCUAGCCACAUCUUUAGUUGAAGUAACUGAUGAAGUUUGCCAGCUACUGACACAUAGACAAAAGUGUUUUACCUUGGUGUAUUAACUUUUAUUAAAAACUGGAUC